This is a messenger RNA of Gadus morhua (Atlantic cod), 1190 nucleotides long. It is a transcript of the gene bcl2l16, whose product is annotated as BCL2 like 16. Lineage: Eukaryota; Metazoa; Chordata; Actinopteri; Gadiformes; Gadidae. Gene Ontology annotation, cellular component: mitochondrial outer membrane. Gene Ontology annotation, biological process: intrinsic apoptotic signaling pathway in response to DNA damage; extrinsic apoptotic signaling pathway in absence of ligand; release of cytochrome c from mitochondria. The coding region runs from base 425 to 1042 and encodes 205 amino acids. The record is from RefSeq and is a predicted model, not a curated record. The transcript has 3 exons. Gene Ontology annotation, molecular function: BH domain binding.
CGUGUGUGCGUGCUUGCCGGCACGUCGGAGAUCAGUGUCAAUUUUCAACAAGGAUAUAUUUAGGGCAAGUAUGGGAAGGGGGCAGUGACCCUUCCCUGCUCCAAACACACUCCUCUGCUUCACUCUUCUCUCGUGCUCCCCGCUGCUUCGGAGCUCUGAUCCCCUGUUUACCUCCUGGUUAAUCGUGCUGACGUCACUUCUCUCCGUCAGUCCGCGUCAUCGCUGUCUUACCGUUUGGUGUUGCUCUCCUCAUGGAAGAUCUAGUUACAGAUGGGAGCAUGGGGUGACAGACAGGCAGACGCUCAGUGCUGUUCAGUAAACAGAGAGACUAAAAUCAACUAUUGUCACCGUUGAGCGAGCGAGAGAGAGCGAGCGAGAGAGAGCGAGCGAGCGAGCGAGAGAGAGAGAUAGGGGGGCGUGCACCAUGUGUCAAGCGGAGGUCAGUCCGGGUCUCAACAGCCCCGACCCGCUGGUGAGGGAGGGCUACGUCAUGGCCCACGACUACAUCGCCUACGUCACGGCGGGCGGCCUGGACGGCGGGCGCGCUGUGGGUCGGCCCCUGUCCCGGUGCGCCGCGGCGCUGCGCUACGCCGCCGACGAGCUCCUGCUGCGCUUCCCCAUCUUCUUCCGCCGCUGGCCGCGCGUCUUCCGGAACGUGAGCGAGACGACGGCGUGGCCGCUGCUCAUGUCCAUGCUGGACCAGCACUUCUUCCCCGGCGUGUCCCCCGGCGCGGGGGGCCGGCGGCAGGAGUUGGCGUGGAGCGCCGUGCUGUCCGUGUACGUGCUGGCGGGCCAGAUGGCGCUGCACUGCCAGGAGCAGGGCAUGCAGGGGGUCCUGCCACAGCUCAAGGAGUCGGUGGGCGCCUACGUGGAGAGGGUGGUGUGCCCCGAGAUCCGCGACAAGGGGGGAUGGAGCGGCUUCGUGACACGCUUCGGACCGAAGACCAACCUGGAGAGUCAGGUGCAGAGCGCGUGCUGCUGGGCUCUGUUGCUGCUUGCCACCAGCAUCCUCUCCUACGUUUUCUGGAAGCGGAUAACUUGACCAACACUGCCACCCUCUGGACACAAUGGGAAUCUGUCUGUUUCAUUAUUCAACUUUACCACAUUCAUGUUACAAACUCUGGGAAUUGUGCUCAUCCUUUGAGUGUUAAGUCUCAAAUAAAAUGGCAGGAAACCUCCACUAAACUGCA